AUUAUGCGGCUGCCAUUUCGAUCCUUUCACGAUGUAAUUGUAUCUUGAAGAAGAGAGAAUCAGAACAGAACUGGUUUUCAACGUAUCUAGCGAAGCUGCCGCGAUCGUCGGCGUUCGGCCUUCGUCCUCAUCCAGAGCCCCACGGAUAUCACUUGUUGCUGGCUUGCUGGUUUCAGUGUUCGCCAAGCGCAACGCGAUCGGCAAAUGUCGGCAACUAAUUCUUGCUCGAACGCACUUCGGGAUUAGUCUUUUGUGAUAGUUUGUGUGUGGAGGAACGUUUUCGUUUGACUCAUUUCAAGGACAUGUUUUAGCAAGAUUCGUCACCGAAUUAUUGGAAAUGCCUUAAUUAGUGAUCAUACACACUGUGGAUUUAUUAUUGUUGAUUUUUAAAGAAUAAGGACUACCUCAAUUGCAAUGUCCUUGAUGGUGCAAUAAACAACACACAUAGCUACGCAAAAAAACGAGUGUAUAAGUGAUAGAGAGAGAAAGAGGAAGAGAACAAGUGUAACGACUCGUGGUCCACGAUGAUACGCGAGUUUUGAUCUUAAAAAGUGUACAUGGUGAGAGAGAAGUGCCUUCGCGUUCCCUACAUAAAUAGUGCGUAAAAAAUAGUGCGAUAGUGGCUCGGCAACCAACAGGCCCGUUCUUUCCGUACAUCGGCAACCAACCAGACGUGUUCAACGAUGACGGACCAAUCCGUUCAUCCUUCUCGCCGCUCAGUAUGGAUGCCAACGAGCCAAACCCUUUCGCCCGCUACCCAGACGACCGUUCCGACUCUGGCGUGAGUUCGCUGCGCUCUGGCAGCGGCGAUGAGCGUUCGGGUUCGCGUUCUAGCGCGCUCAGCUCAAACGACGACAACACGCAACUAGUUUUGGGCCGGUCGAACCGUUCGCCGUUCAACCGGUCGCCGCUCUUCAUACCGACGCCCCCGGAACCGGCGUCGGUCCGCGUCUGGAGAGAUCCCGAUUUGGCGGAGACAGCGGAGACGCAGAUAAGACACGUGAACAGCGUACAGCACCAAUCGCUGCUGAUGUCACACCAGCCCCAACCCGCCGCCGCCUCUGGGCCACCGACGACGUCGAGCAUACCAGCGGCGUCGCUGUACGCGCCGGUUCCGACGCCGUCGUCGCUGAUGGGCACGCAUCCGCGUCCGUUGCAUUCGCAUCUGGCUUCGAAUAUGUACGCGCCUGCUCAUCACAUCCCGGAGAUGUUGUGGAAGUCGCCUUAUAAUCUGCCUGGUGGUAUACCGUCGUCGCACCUGUUGGCGGCGUCGCAGGCUGGUCACCAUUCGGAGGAGAUGAUGGGGAGGGAACGUAUCAUGCAGGAGAGGCAUAAUGAGAGGAUUGCUUCUUCCAUCAGAGAACGGCAUAUAGAGGCGAGAGAAAUCGAAAAAAUUAAGGAGAGAGAGAAAGAAAGGGCUGAAAGAGAAAAACAAGAGAAAAUGGAAAGGGAGAGGGAGGAGAAGGAAAGACAAGAGCAAGCUUUACACAAUCAUUUUGAAAAGUCACUCAGGCAGGCGGCACAACAAAAAAGGGAACAAUGGAACCCCAUAACUGGAAGACCCACCCAACCACAAAGGAGCAGCAGUGCGGAAGAAGAGAAGAAGAGGGCAGAGCAAGAGAUGAGAGAUCAGAGACACCUGCAAUCACGGCAGGAUCCCAAAGAUAACCGAUUUUACGCAAACCUGGAAAAUCUGUUUCAGGUCCAACAACAAAGAGUACCUGCCAUGACAUCCAAAGUCGACUAUCCUCCGCCAGCCCACAGUAGUCGCGUGGGAGCCAUAAAGCAAUCCGAGAAGAUGUCGAACAUGCACAACGUCAACCAGAAGAACGACAUGAACAUGUUCGGCUACUCACCCUACCACCCUCAGAACGCCUACGCGUUCGCGCACGACGCCAAGGUCAAAGACCACCACAAGACCUCAGGCAGCGUAGGCCUCUUGGCCAAAUCCGCCUCGCCCAUCGAACGAGACAACCUACCCAACCCGCCACCUUUGAUAAGCGAGAUGAAGAACUCCGUCAUCGUGAAGCACGACGGUAAGAACCCCCACCACAUGGAACCGCGGGUUUCGAUAGCCCACUCGCCUAGUCCGAAACUAAGGACGGAGAUGAUGGGUCACUAUAUGCCUAUGCCGCAGACGUCCAAGGGUAACCUGUACGAGUACAGGAGCCCCACGCAGUCGCCACACCAUCACCUGGCGCACACUAGUCCCCACCAUUUGGAGGCUCAAGGUAUGGGGAAGACGACCCACCACAGACAGCUGUCAAGUCCCCACCACCAUCGGCAGUCUCCACACGCACCUCAACACUCAUCUCCCGAGAUGAGGUAUCGGGGGAACUCUGAGGCCCAGACUAUCAUCUAUCCAGCUCCCGGCAAGGCCAACUAUCAGUUCAUGGCCACCACGGCGGGCUACAGCCACCACACCACGAACGUAUCCAAUUCCAAGCCCAAGGUCAGCAGUCCUGCCCCCCACCACAUCUACGGAAAACCUUCGGCGGGUAUCUUGAGCGGUUUGCCACCUAACUCUAGGGGUAUGGAGCAGAGUUCUGCGGCGAUGCAGAUCCUGAACACCAAACCCCCAAUGCCGUUGUCGAUAUCACCCUCCCCGUUUCAACAGGCGUCUCAGUACCAUCCGCCCCCUCCUCAGGUAUCGACGCAGUUGAAUUGUCCACCUCCAGCCCAUAGGACUGCACCCUACGAUAGGAUAUACCCGGGUACGACGAUACCAAGCGGCAUCCCUCCGAAGCCCACGAUACACGGUGCCUCACCCCCAACAGCCUCAGCAGCCCCAUCGGGCAUCCCCAGAAGCCACCCCCAAUACAUCCCAAACGUGAGCAUACCAAGCGGCAUGCCCGGUAGCCCCUCGAUGCAGAUGCAGCCGUUGGACCUGGGAAUGUCCUCUAGCAAACACGAGAGCAACGCCCCCUCCCCCAAGAGGAAGGGCACCCCGGUGCACAUGGACAGGUCGGACUCACCGGUCGAGGCCAAGAAGAGGCGGCUGGAACCACCGUCUGUGACCUCCCCCCAGGUGAUGUACUCGGUGGUCGGGCAGCCCCAGCUGACGCGUGUCAAUGAGCCGACGCCGCUGAUAGCCAGCGAGGCGACGACCAUAACGACGAUGGUGAACACGGGCGCCACGUUCGAGAUGGCGCCUUCGCCCGUCGCGAUGCCGGCCAACCCUGUGUCGUUGGCCGAGAACCUGCCGGAUCUUAGUGUGACCCCGGUUAGUGUUGAGUUAAGUGCGAGACCUAGCAGUGCUGAGUCUAGCCAACAGGCUUCUCUGACUAAUAGUGAUAGUCCGGCUGCUGUACCUACUCCCAACCCGUCUACGUCAGGAAAGGAGUCCCCCACCACAUCGAUUAAGACGACUAUAACACCAAAUAGUAUCGACUCUGAAAAGUCCAAUAGUCCGGGUCCCAACAAGAAUUCUGGUAGUUACCCAGUUCGUCACCUGAAAAAGGCUUGGCUUCAAAGACAUACAGGAGAAGAUAUGGAAGAUACAACUGGAGUGAUUGGAUCUGGAAGUUGUGUGACACUACCUAUUAAUAUAAGUACUUCAAAUAAUAACAAAGACCCCCCAGUGAACACUUUACACGCGAUAGGUUCAAUGGCUGUUAAUAGUAUAAGUAAAACUAAGCAUUUAACAAAUAAAAGUAACAAUCGGAAAGGUGUUUUGAAAGAGGGUGCCUUAAAUGGACAUCCAAGUGACUUAACGAAAGGUGAUGAUUCAUCAAGUUCAGACCAAGACAGAGAAAGGAAAUCACCACCCAAAAGGAAACCGCCCAAAGUAAAAAGAAAAAAAGGUGGAGGUGGUCAUAAGAAGGUUGUAGAAGAUAAAAAAAGAAAAACUAGUACACCAACAGUUGCCAGCGAAAGUGGAAGCGACAGUGACAAAGAUACUGCAAGUGAAAAAGACUCCGAUUCUGGAACCAGUACUACUCUUUCAGUGAAGAAAGGCAGUAGUAAUAAGGAACCCAGAAAACGUGGACGAAGACCAAAGAUUUCAAAAAACAGUAAAAUCGAGGAGCCGCGUGCCAAAAAAUUUAAGGAGGAAAUUUUGAGUCAACGUGACCCUUUUCGGAAACCACCGAUAGGGCAACUGAAGAAGACCGGUGAAAGUUUCCUACAAGACGGUCCUUGCUUUGAAGUUGCACCGAAAUUGGCUAAGUGCAGGGAAUGCAGGUGGACCCCAAAUCAAAGGUCCAAGAAUAUGCCAAAUAUCUUUUGUAGGUUUUAUGCCUUCAGAAGGUUGAGGUACACCAAAAAUGGGCAGUUGGCAAUAUCAGGAUUUUCAGAUCCACACAAAAAUUCUUUAGAAGAUGAUAUCAAAUUAUGGCUCCCCAAUCCAGAAAAUCCUCCCAGUGACUUGGAUUUGGAAACGUCAAAAUUUCUCUUAAAACAAGUAGGCGACCACUUCUGCGAUUUAUUAGUACAAGAAAAAAACGCUGUUAAUGAACACUUAUCUGAAGACAAAACUGUAGCUUGGAAGAGGGUUGUUCAAGGUGUGAGAGAAAUGUGUGACGUGUGUGAAACGACCCUAUUCAAUUUCCAUUGGGCUUGCGGUAAAUGUGGAUUCGUAGUUUGCCUAGACUGCUAUAAGGGCCGAAAGAAUGGAACGUUGAAGAUUUGGGGUGAGACUGGUAAAGAUAGAGAUGAAUACUCCUGGUUGCUGUGUACAAAUCGUCAAGCUCAUGAACAAGAAAAACUCAUGUUGACCCAGAUAAUUGCAGACAACUGUCUGCUGCGAUUGGGCAGAAUGGUCCACGAGGUUCGCGAACUAUGGAAUAUAGAACAAUACUGCGAAUGUCCUAUGAGCAAAGAGGUGAAAUCAAACAACUUGAAAUCGAAAGAUAUAAUAAAAAACAUUAUCAGCGAGAAUAUGAACGGUUCCGCAAAGCCAACCGAAGAUGUGAAGGAUGUGAAACCUUUGGUGAAUAACAUUGAAGAAAAAGACGAAGGUGAAGGUGAUAAUCCAUCGCCCUUAUCCUGGUUUUCUGACAUGCUCAAAUCAAGGGAAAAAGAAGAGCAAGAAAAAACCGUCAAAAAGGAGAAACAGGAAGAGAACAACAGUAAAGAAAAAAACGAGGAAAACAGCAGUGAGGAUGACGACAUCACCUAUUCCACGCUGAGAGAACUGUUGAUAAGACCAUCACACAAACAGAACGGCAGCAGGGCAGGUUCGCCAACUGUUCAAUCGAAGAACAAGAAAACGAACCUGAAACUCGACAACUUGGAUGAAGUGUUGACGAGCGUCAUUGAAGAGAACUCCCCAAAAGAAGACGAGGUUGUGGAAGAAGAAGAUAAGUGCGAAUUGAAGCAUUUCGUUAGACGACGAAGAUACAAUUGGCAGGUGAAAGGAAGAGUUUCUCUGCCGAUUAGGAUAAUGACGAUGACUGAAAGCAAAAUAUUAUAUCCAAAUGUACCACACAGUUGGUUGUGUGACGGUAAACUCUUAAGACUGAUCGAUCCUACCCAUAAAGAGAAUUAUAAAAUCUUCCAGGAUCAGUGGAAGCGAGGUCAACCUGUGAUAGUUUCUGAUGUGGACAGGCUUCUCAAAAAGGAUCUUUGGAAUCCAGAAUCUUUUGCCAGAGAUUUUGGGGAAGACAAAAAUGAUCUUAUCAACUGUAUGACCGGCAACUUGGUACCUAAUCAACCGAUGAAAAAGUUCUGGGAAGGUUUCGAUCACUUUGAAAAACGAUUGAAGGACGAUCGAGGCAACCACAUGCUCCUGAAAUUGAAAGACUGGCCGCCAGGUGAAGAUUUUGCGGAAAUGUUACCAACGCGAUACCAGGAUCUUAUGGAGGUGUUACCUUUGGGGGAAUACACACACAGAAACGGCAGACUGAACUUGGCCAGUCGAUUGCCCGAUUGUUUCGUCCGACCAGAUCUGGGACCAAAAAUGUACAACGCUUAUGGUUCCGCGCUGCACCCGUCCAAGGGCACAACCAACCUACACUUGGACAUAUCGGAUGCAGUGAACGUGAUGGUUUAUGUAGGGAUUCCCAAAGAUGGCGACAGUGACGAACAUAUAAAAGAAGCGUUCAGAGCGAUUGAUGAAGCCGGGUGCGACAUUCUGACUCGAAGGCGAGUGAGAGAUAAGGGUGAACUUCCUGGCGCCUUGUGGCACAUCUACAACGCAAAAGACGCGGAUAAAAUUCGAGAUCUACUCAACAAAGUGGUUAUGGAGAAAGGGGGCAGACUCGAACCAAAUCACGACCCAAUACACGACCAAAGCUGUUAUUUAGACGGUCCAUUGCGCGAACGCCUAUACAAGGAGUACGGCGUCGAAGGCUAUGCAAUAGUUCAGUGUUUAGGAGAUGCGGUGUUCAUACCGGCAGGUGCGCCUCACCAGGUCCGGAAUCUCCACAAUUGCAUCAAGGUGGCGGAGGAUUUUGUCUCUCCAGAGAAUGUGUCGCAUUGUUUCCAUUUGACGCAAGAGUUCAGGGACCUGUCCGACACACAUUCGAAUCACGAAGACAAAUUGCAGAUUAAGAACAUCAUUUAUCACGCCGUCAAAGAUUCAUUAUCGACAUUGAAUUCGAUACUUAACCAACAUGUAGUUAAAUUCGAAUCAGAAAAUUCCGAAUCUAACGGUAACUGCGGGGGUAGUGGUGUUGAAACCCAGAAGAAAGAUCUUUCAGCAGAUUCUGCUGAAACAGAUGUCUAAUUUUGUGAUAUUGGUCUAAUUCUACAUUUUCGAAGUAGGAAAUUUUCAUAUCUGAGACUGAAGUAAAUGUUUGCAAGCAACAUUAUUUUUAGUAGAUUAUGACGUAGUUUUCAAUGUUUUAAGUUUAUUUUCUUUCUCGAGAUGAGGAGAUAACGAAGUUGUUAUAAGUUAACGUUAUGUUUUGCUAGUUAUUUGAAGAUGUUAAUAAAUUUUUAUUCCGAAUAUGUGACAUUUAUUGCUGAAGAAUUCAAACAUUUUGUUUUCUUGAAAUAAAUUUUCAUUUUUAAAAUUCGUGUUCUCCAUUAAAUACCAUUAUAUUUCACACAUUAUUGCAAUGUGUAUUUCUUAAAAGGCAGAUUAAUUAAUUUCAUCAAUUUUUGAUUCUUCCAUACAUUGGUUCUACAUUUUUUUACUACUUCAGAAAGAAUGUUCUCUACAAAGGGCUUUCUUCAUGAAUUUGUAGAUGACCGAAUUUUUGACUGCGCUUAAAAUAAACAAAUUUUGUAAAUUACUGUGUGAUACUAAGAUUGUCUUUAAUAUUCAGUGCGUUGUCAGUUUUGUCAUGGAACCAACAGAGGUCCCUAAAUUUCUAUGUAGUCUGUUGUAAUAUGUACAUACAUGUACAUUGUGACUAAUUAGUUGGAUGAAAUGCUGAAUAUGCACGGUUUAUCUUCCUGUUUGUAGAGACCUGUGACUUCCUAAGUCGCUAGUCAUAAUUUAGUACACCACAUACACUUAUAUCGACUUAUGUGGUGUCUGAAGGCCCAUUAUUGCUCUAAGAGUUCUUUAUGGUCGUAUUUUGUUUUCUGAAAAAUUGUAGCUUUCAGCUACCCUGUGGUAUUCAUUUCAUAAACUUCAACCAUAGUUUUGUUGAACUUCUUGGACAAAUUGUUUAAUGUGAAAUACUGUAACUUCAGAAAUUACAAAUUUGAAUGUAGAGAAAAUGUUCCAUUUGGACAUACAAAAUGAAAAAUCAUAAGUGACAAAAAAAUUAGAAUGAUGGCACUCAUUUAUCUCUCUUCAAAAUAAGAAACCAAAGAUAAGCAGAAUACAAAUUGAAGUUACACAUUAUUUUUUUUAUAACCAAAAUGAAUGUACUCUGUUCAAAAAAAAGUUGUAUAUAUUCUGCUAUUUUUGAAAUGCUUUUCAUUUAUAUUUGCUCCUGUGUGGAAUUAUCAAUUUUUUUCUUUGAAUUUAUGAAUAAUAAUGUUGGUUUUUAUUUGACAAAAGAUAAAUUUCCUGGAUAUAUUGUGAAUAAUUUGACGCUAUUUUGUUGAAGUGCCAAUCAUGAUUACCUUAGGCCACCAGAAGCAACCAUAUUCAAUUGUUUCAAAAAGAUAUGACAAUGGUUGUUUCUAGAAAUAACAAAUGAUCUCGAUUUUUUUCACAACGAUAACUGAUUUCUUCCCACUUUCUUAACAAAAAAAAAGAGUGAUUUGGAAAUUUUGUAAAAUAGAGAUUCGGUUUUAAGUUCUUAAUGAACAUGUCAUAUAUGUAUAUUGUUUCAAUGAUUGUGAGGACAUAAUUUAUUUGCUUCUACAGUGAUUCAUUGUACAGUAGCAUAGUAUUUUUGUACAGUAAUGAUUGUAUGUUUUCUGUACCUUUGUAGGUACAGUAUGAUUUUUGUACUAUGUAUAUUAUGUAAGAUCCUAGAUUUGAAUAAGAAAUUCUCUAUUAUG
Molecule: messenger RNA, 8346 nt
Organism: Harmonia axyridis
Lineage: Eukaryota; Metazoa; Arthropoda; Insecta; Coleoptera; Coccinellidae
Product: lysine-specific demethylase 3A-like
Exons: 14
Coding region: 722-6667 (1981 amino acids)
Biological process (GO): regulation of transcription by RNA polymerase II
Cellular component (GO): histone deacetylase complex; chromatin
Molecular function (GO): chromatin DNA binding; transcription coregulator activity; histone H3K9 demethylase activity
Source: RefSeq, a predicted model, not a curated record